Messenger RNA from Lachancea nothofagi CBS 11611, 2430 nucleotides. Lineage: Eukaryota; Fungi; Ascomycota; Saccharomycetes; Saccharomycetales; Saccharomycetaceae. The record is from the annotation of a GenBank genome assembly.
AUGGAUUCCAAGAUUCCACAGAGCAGACAAUCGUCAAUCGUUGUUGCAGUACGGGUCAGGCCGUUCACGGAACACGAGCAAGCUCGUUUGAUUAAUGAACACACAGCAUUCGGAAAUUUACAUCUGGGAGAUGCGAACCUGCGGCUUCCUGGAAUGGAAAGUUCGACGCCUACGAAGGGAGUUCCGCACAGAUUCAAGCCUCAGGGACUGCGGCAAACCGUAGACUGUGUUGACGACAAAAUGCUGAUUUUCGAUCCGGCAGAAAACAACCCUUUAAGACGAAUCAGCGAAACGGUUCUGAAUUCCCUUUCAACACCUUCAUCAAGUCAUGGCUCUCGGUCCUCGAGACGCAGCGGAGAGCAAAAAUUUGUGUUCGACCGGGUUUUCAACAUGGAGUCCUCGCAACUCGAAGUUUACGAGGCAACCACUCGCCCUUUAUUAGACUCUGUCCUGGAUGGGUUCAAUGGUACCGUAUUUGCAUAUGGAGCAACUGGCUGUGGGAAAACCUAUACUGUCAGUGGGCCUCCUGAAAAUCCAGGUAUCAUUUUCCUCACAAUGCAAGAGCUGUUUACGAAGAUGGAUGAGAUGCGUGAUACAAAGAAGUUUGAUUUAACAGCCUCAUACCUAGAAAUUUACAAUGAGACUAUAAGAGAUCUACUGGUGCCUGAAACGUCGAGUAAGAAACUCGUGUUGCGGGAAGACGCACUCCGGCACAUAUCCGUGGCUAAUUUAUCUCACCACUCAUUGAAAACUGUUGAGGAUGUUAUGGAUCUAGUUAUUAGAGGGAACAACAACAGGACGACUUCUGCGACGGACGCAAAUGAAACUUCUUCCAGGUCCCAUGCAGUCCUUCAAGUCCACAUAAAGCAAAUGAACAGAACCGCUGAGCUCACCGAAGAACAAAAAUUUGCGACGCUGUCGUUAAUAGAUCUGGCUGGUAGUGAAAGGGCGUCUGCUACUAAAAACAGAGGCGAACGUUUACACGAAGGUGCUAAUAUUAAUAGGUCACUACUAGCUCUUGGAAAUUGCAUAAACGCCUUGUGCGUGAACGGGAAAAAGGGAGCGACAUGCCAUGUACCAUACCGAGACUCAAAACUGACCAGACUGCUCAAAUUCUCACUUGGGGGUAACUGCAAGACCGUCAUGAUCGUUUGCGUCUCUCCAGGCAGCAAUCAUUACGACGAAACACUAAAUACCCUAAAGUACGCUUCAAGAGCGAAAGAAAUCAAAACUAAGGUCAUUAGAAAUCAGCAUUCCCUGGACCGUCACGUUGGAUCAUAUCUCAAGAUGAUCACUGAACAAAAACAAGAAAUAGAAGAACUGAGGAGCAGAGAACGUAAAAUGAUUGACUUGGAAAUCAGCAAGUACAAGAUAACGCGUGAAAGAAUACACAUGGCUUCGUGGGAUAGUGUUCAAGCGCUACGCCACAAUUACAAGAACUCCGAAAAAUUUCAGCAUCUCAAAAUGAUUAAGUCAUUAAUCCUGUGUAAAAGGCGGUUUUUGCAAAUGGUAGCUGUUGAACUUGCUGUUUUGUUGAAGUUAAUCGCUCCGAACAUGGAGCUCUAUAGCGAUUGUUUGGCUAUUCAUGAGCAAUUAGUGGAAAAAGUGAGGAAUUUGGAGCAGAGUUUUGACACGCCUGAUGAGCUGGAUUCAUCUUUGGAGCAUACGCGAGAAAUUGAUUUGAUCAAGUUGCAAGAAAUGGAAAAUUGGUGCGAAGAAACCGAUUUGGUUUGGUAUGAGUCCCUUCUGAGCUGGGUAUCGGAAAGUGUCCGUAACGAGGUUCUUGUUUACUCUUCAGUGAUGAUGGAGAAGCUGAUGGAAGAUGCGACCUUGGUGAAAAGGCUGAAAUUUGUAUCGCAGACUUUGCUGCGCGCCACCAGAGACAGAGAAAACGGGGACGAACUCCAGGAUAUAAAUGUACUGGAGCAACUUCAUCAAGAAAUCCGGGGUCUUGUACAUAUAGACGAAGAGUUCGAUACGUUUGCCGCCAACAUACACAACAAUUUGAAUUCAACGGCUAACACAUCUGUUCCUGGCUCUGAUUCGACACAAAACUGGAAUCUGCGAAGAGCUACGUCUACUUUGCCGUAUAGGAGACACGCGAAUGCUAAGAUCGUAAAAUCCAACAGUGGCACUCCGUCUCCCAUACAACGUUCUCGCAUACUAAACAAUACAAAGGCUGCCAAAAAAGUGAGGUGGUCCGAGCUGGUGCCGGGAAACGAUUCAACUUCAAUGAUGUUAGACGACGACAAUCAAAACCCGCGUAGCGCAAUGAUUUGGCCUUCCUACGAAGAGGACAUUAGCAUGCAGGACGCUCCUGAUCCAAACCCAUCACAGCACAACGAAAAGGUUUUUCGACCAGACGUAAGGGACAGUUCAACGGGUCGCAAGAUGUCUUUGACAUCCACUGCGUUGGUCAGAGGUAAGUGA